This is a messenger RNA of Manacus vitellinus (golden-collared manakin), 1727 nucleotides long. It is a transcript of the gene LDB3, whose product is annotated as LIM domain binding 3. The record is from RefSeq and is a predicted model, not a curated record. Gene Ontology annotation, molecular function: muscle alpha-actinin binding; actin binding. Bases 71 to 922 code for a protein of 283 amino acids. The transcript has 9 exons. Gene Ontology annotation, biological process: heart development; muscle structure development; actin cytoskeleton organization. Gene Ontology annotation, cellular component: filamentous actin; adherens junction; stress fiber. Lineage: Eukaryota; Metazoa; Chordata; Aves; Passeriformes; Pipridae.
AUCUAUUCUUAGGUGGUAUCAGAGCACGACUGAACAGUGCCUUGUUGUGGUGUGGGGAAAGCAGCACAGCAUGGCUUACAGCGUGACUCUGAACGGACCUGGACCGUGGGGCUUCCGCCUGCAAGGGGGCAAGGACUUCAACAUGCCCUUGACCAUCUCCAGAAUCACCCCUGGCAGCAAGGCAGCACAGUCACAGAUGAACCAGGGGGACCUUGUGGUGGCCAUUGAUGGAGUCAACACUGACAGCAUGACCCACCUUGAGGCCCAGAACAAGAUCAAAUCAGCCAGCCACAACCUGAGCCUCACUCUUCAAAAAUCUAAGCGUCCAGUGCCAGUUUCAACCACAGCUCCCAGAAUUGACUCUCCCCGGGCUGUAAUCCCCCACCAGAAGGUCAUAACCAACACCGCUGCCAACCCGGAGUUCACGGAGCGUUUCAACCCCAAUGUCCUGAAGGACUCUGCCCUGUCUACACACAAACCCAUUGAGGUGAAGGGCCUUGGUGGCAAGGCUACUAUAAUUCACGCCCAGUAUAACACCCCGAUCAGCAUGUAUUCCCAGGAUGCUAUCAUGGAUGCAAUUGCAGGCCAGGCACAAGCCCAGGGUGGAGAAUUUGCUGGUACCCUCCCUCUCAAAGACCCUCACGUAGACAGUGCCUCCCCGGUGUACCAGGCUGUGCUGAAAACUCAGAACAAGCCCGAGGAUGAGAGCGAGGACUGGAGCCGCCGCUCCGCCAACCUGCAGUCCAAGUCCUUCCGCAUCCUCGCCCAGAUGACUGGGACAGAGUACAUGCAAGAUCCAGAUGAAGAAGCCCUGAGGAGGUCAAGGGAGAGGUUUGAAACGGAACGUAACAGCCCACGCUUUGCCAAAUUGCGCAAUUGGCAUCACGGCCUGUCAGCGCAGCUCCUUAAUGUCAAAAGUUAAAAGCCCACGUUUCUGGGGCAAACACAGACAGAGUUACAGUCACACAUUAACUGCUGUCCUGAGUUAGAGCCCCAGCGUGUCCCACACGCUGCUGGGGCCUUGCUCUGUAGGUUUCUGUCGUUAGCCUGUUAGCCAUUCACUGUCACCACAACUAAAAAUAACAAUACAACCCAGGUCGUGUUCUUCAUUUCAAAGUAGUUUAGCUUUACUCCUUUACUAUCUCAAACUUCAGUAUACAGGAAAACAUCACUAUUGUAGUCCCUUAACUUUAGGAGAAAAUUAGAGGGAAGUUGCUGACAGUAUUUCUUUAGGAGGAAGAAGAAUGAGACUUUUACUGAGUUUUACUGUAAAGAUAAUGAAGUAGGAGAAAGAAAGUUGAAAAGAAAAACUGACUGGCCUAGACCUUGCUAAAUGUACGACAUACUUAGUUUGCAUAGUUGAAUGAUGCUGUUUUAAAUAAGAUAUUAGCAAUGUGAAGUUGUAUUUCUUCAAUAUAUUAUACUGGUAGAGGUUAUUUGCUGAAACCAUUGCUGUAAGUUUUGUGUUGGAAAAUUGAAUUUAUCAUUAUAUAAAAGUGAGAGAUAGCUGGGGUUGCUCAGGAUCUGCGAGGAAAUGACAUUUUGCUAGAGGUGAUUUAGGAGUGAGAAGAAUAUAUCAUACUACUGUUGCACUGAAGCUUUUAAAAGCAUCUUUUAAGAUUUAAGGAAUAUGUUGCCCAUUCUGUAUUGCUCUUGCUUUGACCCACACUUUUUCUGUAUAUAGCAGCAUGCUUUAUCUGAAAUAAAACAUUUUAAAACUAAAAUAA